GAACGACCUUAACCUAAAAAAAAUUGGUAAAAAUAACAAAUAACCCCAAAUUUAGAAUUUAUUUCUAAGUCUACAUUGAUACCCUGUAACACCUAUUUAUUUUUCUAAAUCAAAACAUGAAUUUUAUUAAAAGCGCGUCAAAUUUACUCAUUUCGCAGACCGGAAACUUCCAGCAACAAACAAGGUUAAAAUGGGUGAACUGUUGGAUGAUUAGAGAUGUGAAGCGUAGAAAAGCCGUAACGGAAUAUGCACCGACUAGAUUACGCCUUAAUACUCUUAGAAAGAAUGAUAUUCUUCCACCAGAACUGAAAGAACUGGCAGAUGCCGAAAUCCAUGCUCUUCCGAGAGAUUCUAUAAUGAGGCAUCUAACAAAUCGGUGUGUUCUUACUUCCAGACCUCGAGGAGGCGUCCACAGGUGGAGAUUGAGUCGUAUCAUGUUUAGACACUUUGCAGAUUACAAUAAGUUAGCUGGUGUACAAAGGGCAAUGUGGUAAUUUUAUUUUUUGAUUAGUAGUGGCAAAUAAAAUAACUUUAUAGGUA
Anthonomus grandis grandis is the source of this 540-nucleotide messenger RNA. It is a transcript of the gene mRpS14, whose product is annotated as 28S ribosomal protein S14, mitochondrial. The transcript has 2 exons. Lineage: Eukaryota; Metazoa; Arthropoda; Insecta; Coleoptera; Curculionidae. Gene Ontology annotation, biological process: translation. Bases 117 to 494 code for a protein of 125 amino acids. Gene Ontology annotation, molecular function: structural constituent of ribosome. Gene Ontology annotation, cellular component: mitochondrial small ribosomal subunit; ribosome. The record is from RefSeq and is a predicted model, not a curated record.